AUGGCGGACCUAUCAAGAUGCCUCCCUUUAACUCGGGAAUCGGUUUUCAAGGCCCACGAACUCAUCAAGCCUCUGAUCCACGAAACUCCCGUUUUCACCAACAAAACCCUCACUCGGAUGGCCUCGACGCCCAGGGAGUUGUCAGAAAAUGCUCGGCCUGCCCAGCCAGUCAUUCGACUCUGGUUCAAGUGUGAGAACAUGCAGCGAAUGGGCGCCUUCAAGGCCCGCGGCGCUUUUCACGCCAUUGAAAGACUUAAGCAGGACCCUGACUGGAUUGCUGAAGGGGGCAUGAAGAAAGGAGUAGUUGGGUUUAGUGCAGGUAAUCAUGCUCAGGCGCUCGCUCUAGCUGCCCAAGAGAGCGGUAUACCUGCUUACAUUGUCAUGCCGGACGUCACCCGCCCCAACAAGAUCGCCGCUACAAAAGGCUAUGGAGCAAAGGUUACUCUUUGUGAACGCUUUGAACGAGAAGCAGCCGCGGCCAAGAUCACAGCCGAGACUGGCGCGCGACUCGUGCCCCCAUUCAACCAUCCCGACGUCAUGCUCGGUGCAGGCACAGCAGGUCUCGAGCUCCAGCAUCAAGUCGAAAAGCUCGGUUCCACCCUAGACGCUAUUAUCGCGCCUUGCAGCGGUGGUGGCCUACUAUCCGGGACCGCGCUUAGUUGCGAGGGCACUACGAUCCGUGUGUUUGGCUGUGAGCCAGAAUUCGAAGGCGCUGAUGAUGCACGACGCGGGUUCAUCAAGGGUGAGCGAAUCACAGAAGUCAAGACAAGUACAAUCGCCGAUGGUUUAAUCGGCGUCGUUGGACCUCUCCCUUGGAGUGUCAUAUACGAGAGAAAGCUCGUCAAGGCCAUGUAUGCUGUGACAGAGGACCAGAUUCUGGAAGCGACGAGGCUUAUUCUGGAACGGAUGAAACUUUUCGUGGAGCCCAGCUCUGCAGUUCCACUAGCUGUUGUCUUGUUCAAUGAGGAGUUUAGGGCCAUGGUGGAACGAGAGGCGGGAGAGAAUGGAUGGGAUGUGGGCAUAAUCCUGAGUGGCGGAAAUGUGAGCGCCGAGGGACUAGCAAAGCUCUUUACACCUUAG
This is a messenger RNA of Fusarium vanettenii 77-13-4, 1080 nucleotides long. RefSeq lists its product as uncharacterized. Gene Ontology annotation, biological process: L-serine metabolic process; pyruvate biosynthetic process; D-serine biosynthetic process. Gene Ontology annotation, molecular function: D-serine ammonia-lyase activity; threonine racemase activity; ATP binding. The transcript is spliced from 2 exons. Lineage: Eukaryota; Fungi; Ascomycota; Sordariomycetes; Hypocreales; Nectriaceae. Bases 1 to 1080 code for a protein of 359 amino acids. The record is from RefSeq and is a predicted model, not a curated record.